Prunus mume (Japanese apricot) is the source of this 2069-nucleotide messenger RNA. The record is from RefSeq and is a predicted model, not a curated record. NCBI's taxonomy places the organism in Eukaryota, Viridiplantae, Streptophyta, Magnoliopsida, Rosales, Rosaceae.
CUCCACGAGCUUUCUCUCCCUCCCUUCUCUCUCUCUCUCUCUCUCUCUCUCUCACUCUCUCUCUCUCUCUCUCUCUCUGAGUCUCUCUGCAACUCCCAUUUCGAUUUUUCAGGGUUAUGUGAGAAACUGAUUUAGUGGGCAAAUAAAGAGAGAAGGAAACAGAGUAGAAGAGAUAGAAACCCCACCAAGAAAAGAGAGAUAAAAGAGUCAGAGAAAGGGCACACACAUAACGAUGAUCAAUUGAUCAUCUUUCAUGACCAGUUUUUUGUUUGUUUUCAUUCUGGGUUUUUAUUCAUGAGCAGCCGUUGUUUUUAACUUUGUAAUUUUGGCUGGCCCUUGUUUGCUUCCAAAAUCUGAAUCAUUUUUCUGAUAAACCAGUUUUGCUGAGAGCUUAGUACUAAGCAAGGACACAAAACCAGAGCAUAAAAGAAAACAAAAACAAGAAAGUGGAAAUAAAGCUGAGCCCAACAAGCAAAAGAAGGAACAAAAUACAAACUUUCUUUGUUCUGUUGUCUGAUGCAUGCACGUCUUGUCCUUUGAUCAUGACUCUAGAGGGUCUCUUUGCAUGUCGGUUUUGAGCUUUUGGGGAUUCUCUCUUUUCUUUCUUGCUUGACAGAGUUGAUAAGAGAGAAGGAAGAGCGAGAAACUCGCGGAAGCAGUGAGCUUUUUUUAAACCUUUUUUUCCCUUGGGAUUUUUCUGAGUCUUUAGAUAUGGAGGUCACAGAGUUCUAGCAGAGAAUAGUUUCAUGGAAUCUUUUCUGGAAGUUCUGAUUUCUGGGUUUUCUCAAGAUGGUUGUUUUGACUGUAGUACUAGCACUCUUUCAUCCACCAUUCUCUAACACCAUAGAGCUUAAAAAGUCACAAUCUUCUGCUGUAUUCUGGAGUUUCACCUUCAAUCUGUGGCAGUUUGGGAGUCAAAGUCCUCACCUUUCUCUUUAAUUUCUCUCCCCCUCUCUCAUAAGCAAAGUUGAAAGUUGAAUUAAAGUUCUCAUCUUGGGUGCAUUUGUAUUUUCUUUUUCUUGUUUGCAGAGAAAUUAUAUAGCUAUACUGACCAGAAAGCAAGCUCUAAUGGCAGACAAUAACUUUCUACCCUUCCCGGCAGAGAAAUACACAAAACCCACUUCGUCUUUCUUCACUUCUCCGAGAUUGUUCACUAGUUUCACCUCAAAAGGUUAUUCUGAAACCGACGCUGUAAUGAGCCCAACUUCCAUACUCGAAACCAAGCCAUUCUUUGGUCUAAGAAACCCCUUCUGGUCUGAAUCAAACACCCCAAGAACUCCAGAACCUGAAACCAAACGCCCAUGGGACAAAUUGGACCCCAAAGGCAUUGGCCUUGCCAUUGUUGAUGCUCUCAAUGAUGAUGGCUCUAAUCCAAAACCAUCAAAACCCGAAAGCCGGAUGGUUAUUUUUGGGUCACAGCUUAAGAUUCAAAUCCCUCCUCUGCAGCCCUCUGUUCUCUCACCUUCUGAUUCACCAAAAUCUGCAGCUGAUUUCAGCAUCAGGACCAAGAAUUCUCAAUUGGGUUCUUUCUCCUCUGUCUCAUCUGAGUCCCCAGCUAAGAAUUCCCCAUUUAAAUCUGCGAAUUCAGGCCUUGAGACCAUGAAUUCGGCUCGGGUUUUCAGAAGCUGUCUCUCUGUUAGUGAAAUGGAGCUCUCUGAAGAUUAUACUUGUGUGAUUUCCCAUGGUCCAAACCCAAAAACCACUCAUAUCUUUGACAAUUGCAUUGUGGAGAGCUCUGAGGGUGUCCCUGAAUUUUCUCCAGGCGGGAAGGUAAAUGGUUCAAGCUAUCUGUCUGAGAGUUUCCUCAGCUUCUGUGACAAUUGCAAGAAGAAUCUUGGGCCGGGCAAAGAUAUUUUCAUGUACAGAGGUGAGAAGGCGUUCUGCAGCCGUGAAUGUCGUUACCAGGAGAUGUUAUUGGAGGAGGAGGGAGUGGAUAAACUGUGAGCUGACCGGGCCUAUGGAAAUUGUUCCUGACACUUCACUGGAAAAGCUCCAAAUAUCUGUCUUGCCUUCAACAGAGAGAGCCUUCCCUUUUUUUUCCUUUCUUUUUGGUUCUAAUAAUAGGGAAA